AUGUCGCAUUGUGGUGCUCAGAUUUGUGUGAUGUUUCGCUACCUGGAUGAGUACGUUUCGUCUGUCAAAGGACAGGAUAGUUCUAACUGGCCUAUAGCGGAUAUAGGAAAGUCAACGAAGCUAUGGAAUGAUGGACUCGUAGAGUCAAAAGAAGCUGCUUUCGUGGAAAGUAAUACUGAUGAACCCACCAAUUUUGGAAGCACGACUGGAUUUUCGGGGACAGGUGGAACACUAGAUCAAAGUCCAAGUUCUAACAGGGGUGAAUCUUUUCUUGAGCCUAACGCCCCAGGUUUGAAAACGAUGAACGAAGUUGUAGACUUAGAGAACAGCACAUUCCUGAAAAAGGUUAGAUCAUUAAUAUUGGACAAUAAUAAAGCUUCCAAGUCGAACAGAAAAGGUCGCUUUGAAUCAGAAAGAGGAAAAAUAAACGCUGGCAACUCAGAGUUACCAACCUUAUCAGCUCUGGAAGAUGGAGAAAUCUUUGAAUCAGGUUUGUUGAUUGAAGAUUGCGAGUUUCGUAAUAACACAGGAUUUGUCUCUAGUAAUGCUGCUUUAGAAGUACACUCGGAACCAUACAUCAGUCUCGGUGGCAAUUUUAUUGCUCACCUACUCGUAAGAAGGUGUGUAUUUAUAGGGAACGUAGCUGAGGGUGGCACUGGAGCACUUUACGUAGCUGUUAAUAUGAGAGUCAACAUUUCCAAUUCGACGUUCCACAAUAAUGCAGGAUCUGCGUCCGGUGCAAUAAACUUUCGUGGUACGACAUUAGUUAUCCAAAAUUGCACAUUGGAUAGCAAUUCUGGUGGCUAUGCCUUUUACACCCAGGCUACAGGAAGUGUGAGACUAACCAAACAAGGCACAGCCUUGAUCCAAGAUUCACGGGUAAUCCAACGCAAUAUAGUCCAGGCAGUCUCGAACGUGCGAACCUAUCAUAGUAGCCUUGCCUUAUCAAGUGAUUCAUUUGAUAACAUUGUCUUGUCGAAUUCUGUGAUCAAGUGCCAGUGGUCACCUUCCUUAGAGAAAGUUGUAGUUCUAGAGGUAGCACAUACAAAACAUUUUGUGCUGAAGGACGGUGCGUCUAUCGAAUGUCCUUUGGGUUAUGAAAUCAAACGUCGCACAAUUAGUGAGUCUGAACAGAGUUUUGAAUGUGAUCUUUGUGCGAUGGGUAGUUACAGCGUUGGCCGUGGGAUAUAUAGGUAAGGAUAUAACACAAGGUAAAAUAAUGUUAUUAUCAUACCAUACUAUACCAUAACACAUCGUACCAUACCUUACUUUACCAAUAAACAAUCCAGAAGACAACAUCUUCUUUCUAUCUUUGCCUCCUUCACUCUUAGCAAACAGUCAUAUUUUUUAGAUCAGUGGGAGGUCCACCCGUGAACCAUAGCUAUGCGCCCGUGAUUAUGAUGACAUUUUAGACUCGCUAAUGCUUUCCUCUUCCGGGGUGUAAAUAGCCGGGCGGAAUAAGUACUCUCGUUUGUCUUCUGGAUUGUCUGUGCUUUACUACUCGUUUACAUAUUUGCCAUAAUUAGUCGUACCAAUUUUCAGGUGACGUCCAGAGGAGGAAUGAGGGUACUUUAAAACAUGAAUUUACUCCAUAAAACCGAAGAGUUAUCGCGGUUUGAAAAUGAGCUAUUUUUGCUAAUUAUCGAAUAUAGCAAAAAUAGCUCAUUUUCAAACCGCGAUAACUCUUCGGUUUUAUGGAGUAAAUUCAUGUUUUAAAUACAAUUUACUCCAGAAUAUUUCAAUGCCACUUUUUCAACACCCAAAACAUGUAUAAAUACAAUGGGAAUUUAACAUAAGUAAAAUGCGAUAUAUAUACAAAAUUAUUCAAAACUUCUUUUAUUAAAUUACUAAACAAAAAGGUUAUCAAAACAUACAUUUGAGAAAACGAGAUCUUCACAGCAAAAAUCGCAAUAUAUUUCAACAGUUUUUAAUCGAACGGCGUGUUGAGAAUAAAUAGCUUGAAUAGCGUUCGAAAGACCCUCAUUCCUCCUCUGGGUGACGUCCAUGUUGACAAAAACGUCGCUUUCUUUCUUUCGCUCACUAAUAACACCAGAAAGCUGCGGUUUGAGAAGGUUUCAACUACCUGAAAAACACAAGUAAAACUCCAACAUUUCAAGGUGCAACUAACUUCCCGACGAAGACGAAGAGCCUUCGCUCGAAACGUCGAAGUUUUACUUGUAUUUUAAGAUAGUUGAAUCCUUCUCAAUCCGCAGCUUUCUGGUCGAGGAAAACGGCUACCUUACCUUUAUCUUACAGUUCUUUAUUAGUCUUGUCAUUUUCGUUGGUGGAGAUUUUGAGUGAAAAACUAAUAAACAUUUCAGACAUACUGAGCUGUUGUAAAGUAGGAGGUGCAGAUAGUUCGUCGCUCAAAAUUGCGAUCCAGGAAUGUCACCUUGUUUUGGCGGGCAAUAUGUCCAAUAUUUAGAUUCAUUCGCAUUGUUGUAACUCAUUGAUCACCUUAUAUGAUAUAUCUCCUCGUCUUAUUUCGUACGUAGAUACAACAGAAAUCACUCGGUGGAAUGCCUACUGUGUCCUUACGGAGCAAGAUGCACGAAAGGUCUUGAAGCAUUACCAAAUUUCUGGGGAUACAAAAUCCAAAACAACCCUCCAACAAUACAGUUCUCUCGAUGUCCAAUGGGAUAUUGCUGCCAGGCAAAAGGCGGACGUAAAGGUUGUGUUCCGUAUGACACAUGCAACUCUGGUCGCCACGGUAGACUCUGUGGCACAUGCCUUCCAGGUUUCACGGAAACACUCUUCACAUCUUCAUGUCGAAAAUCCGAAAAGUGCAACGAUUAUUGGUUUUGGCCGAUAGCGGUUAUCUUCGUGUUAGGUUUUACCCUCUACCUUAUUAUCGAACCUGAUAUUCCCGCUACUCUCUACCGCAGCAUCACCUGGUUUCGAUCAAAUCCACCUCAGGUCGCUGAACCUGACUCACCUUCGCAAUCAGGUCUAGAACGCAUUGUGUUCUUCUAUUACCAAGCCAUCGAUAUUCUGACCGUGCAAAGUUCCAACAACAUCGUUUGGGAUAACCAUUUUACCCAAUUCACUGUGGGCUUGUUCAAUUUUGACACGCGUUUAAAUCGAGAAGGUUUUGCUUGCCCUUUUCCAGGUUUAAACCCUGUUUCAAAAUUUCUGUUUCACACUCUUGGCGUUUUUUCGGUUCUGUUUGCAAUUCCGUUGAUUUUCCUUCUACAUAAGACAAUGUCUUUAUGUUUUCCCUUUCGCUCUGCCGAAAAUGGUGUAUAUCUAUCAGCCUUACUUAAAAAUGUGUUUCUGGGCUACACUGUACUGGCUAGGAACAGCUUAACUCUACUGCAUUGUGUUACUGUUGAAGGUGUAAAUUGUUUGUUUGUGAAUUGUAACAUAGAAUGCUACACUUGGUGGCAAAAACUCAUAGGCACUCUGGUUCUUAUCUAUUUUCUACCAUUUGUAUUGGUUUUAUUCUUCGGCGCUAAAAAACUGUAUCGAAGGCACAUCACUGUAGCUCAUUUUUUCUUCGCUUGCUUAUUCCCUGUACCAUUUCUGUCAUACUGGUUUUUAAAUCGACGUCAUCUUGGCGAGGAAAUUGUACCGGAUACGGGUGGGCAAACUGCCAUCACUUCUGUUCUGAUUGGUUCAUACCGUAUUCCAGAUCACGUCAGCCCUGGUGCUAUUUAUUGGGAAAGCGUUAUGAUUGGUCGAAUGCUUCUUCUCAUACUCGCUGCUAUCUUAGUCAAAGACCCAUUCCUAAGUUCGUUGGCUUUACUACUUCUAUGCAUCAUUAAUUUUUCAUUGCAUAUUUAUGUCCUGCCGUUUGAGCGUGUUUUACAUAACCGUGCUGAAAGUAUAUCGUUGUUUUGCCUCGUGCUCAUGGCAGUGUUUAAUCUACCUUUCAUGGCGUAUCUCUCAGAAGGCGUACUGCCUGCCGGCCCAAUGUCACAUGUCAUGGACGUUUUCAUGUGGUGCCAAGUUGUUCUGGUCGGGUUUCUCCCUUUAAUCUGUGUUCUGUUAUUUUUUGUUGCUAUAUUUUCACAGUUUGCGAGGUUAAUGUUCUAUCUCACAAAAGGUAUUCGGUUUGCGUUCUCUUGUCUCGCUUCUUCUCGCUGCUUUGGCAGGAACCGACCACAGGGGGAACUCGAUGACCCAUUAAUGUGA
Paramuricea clavata is the source of this 4134-nucleotide messenger RNA. Lineage: Eukaryota; Metazoa; Cnidaria; Anthozoa; Malacalcyonacea; Plexauridae. The record is from the annotation of a GenBank genome assembly.